AUGUCUUUCCUUGCCCGAUGCUGUGGCUUCGGCCGCAAACGAGGGGAAGACACUGAUCCAUUGCUGCCUCGCUAUGCAGACGACACAGCUCGCCAGCGUGCUCUCCAUCAGAAGCUGCACACGUAUCAGAUGCUGAGAGCCCUCUCAAAAGGCUACAUGCCCUCCACCGAGCAGACCAUUAUCAACCUGCGAACCCUCCUCGCUGCAGACAUACUCAAUCCAAACAACAAAGAGUUGAGCGAGUCAGGCCGAGCCCUUAUCCGGAAUUGUCGAACUUGGAUCAAGCUGUUCAUCGAAAUUUUGAAAAACAAAAACAAUCAAGACCAGAUUCAGGACUUCAUUUGGUACACGACAAAGUCUCGAAUCUCGCUGGAUAUCGAUGACAUUACUCAUUCAGCCUCCAAAGUCAAAGCCAGGGCAGAUACCCGUGCUGCUUAUGAAAGCUUCCGCACAAUCAGCAGCUUACUCCUAACCAAUGCUGAUUUUAGACUGUUUGUCAAUGAUGUUGCUACAAUCGGAAGGGAGGUUCUGGCAGAUACCGCGUUUUCUUUGUCUUCCGCAGCCGAGAAGGCUGGCAAACAACUCGAACUCUCUGAGCAGGAACAACAGACCGUAGCGAAACCUGGAGCCGACGAGGACACUUUACCGUCCAAGCAGGAACUGGAAGCGAACGCAGAAGAGACAUCCAAGGCGAUCGGCUCGGAAGUAGCAAAAGUUGGAAAAGAUGCGGUCAAGAGCGCCAAAGAGAACUUUUCGGGCUCUCAGAAAGAUACCCUGCUCUACCGUCUCAAGCAAGCCAUCCUUAGACUGAGAAGUCGGACCGACUACAACGACUCGGUGUCGACAAUCUCCAAAUUGAUUCAGCGCUAUGCUGUGGCGUAUUCCCGGAUCGCAGAUACCGCCAUCGCUGCGGCACAAGAAGAUAUCCACACCAACCCAGCCCUGGAUCGUGCCGUGCACAAUUUCUGGAGCUUUCUCAGCAGCUUUGGCGAUCCCAACGCAUGGGAGCAGUUGGAGCAGGACUUCAACAAGGUCAUGAGCCACGCAAAAUCAGACCCUCAAUUCGAGAACUUCAUGAUCGAAGUGGGUAACGCGGUGCAACGAAUGUUCACUGAUCCGGACUUCUUCGACAAUGUGGACCAGAAGCUCGACGAGCUCAAGGAGAAGUCGGCCAAGUUGGGCAACGAAUCCGAGUUCAGGACGGACUUCGACAAAAUGCUGAGGCAAGCACAGGUCACCAUAACCUCUGUGAUGGAAGACAAGGAAGUCAACGGGCUGUUUCUGGCUACGAAGCGGAUUUAUUCUAUCCUGUCGCCUCCAAACCAGGUCACUAAUCCUGACCUGAUUACUGACGCUAUCCACAUUUUCCUGCCUCUGCUCAUUCGGAGCGUUCAAUACAUCCCUAUCCCCCGGGUUGAAGUCAGUGUUCCGGAAAUGGACCUUCUUCUGGAAAAUCUCGUGCUUGAGCCCGGUCGAAACGUCAACUCGACCUCUUUCCUUCCCUAUCGUCUACUUGUCUCAACCAAGAACGACCUCGAAAUCCGCAAGACGCACUCUAAAAAGACGGUCUCCAGCACCAAGUCUAUCGUCACCAUCUCCAUCAACGGGCUGAGCGUCGCAGCUCAGGAUCUAGGCUUUUGGAUUCGCGGCCAUGCUGGUCUCAUUCACUUUGCCGAUGAAGGCAUUGCUAGCUUCUAUCUCGAUGAGCGUGGCAUUGACGUCUCUCUCGACCUGGAGAUUGGUCGCGAGAAACUUGAACAAAUUCUCACCCUGCGAGGUGUGAGAGUUCACAUUCACAAGCUUGAUUAUGACCUCCGCCAGUCAAAACUGUCUUGGCUAGGGUGGCUGUUCAAACCCUUACUAAAACACCUAGUUAGACGUUCCCUGGAGAAGGCACUUGCCGAGAACAUCGUCAAGGCUUUACGAGCCGCAAACCGUGAGCUUGUUUUUGCCCGAGAACGACUGCGUGCCACUCGCAUCGCUGAUCCACAAGAUGUCGUCACGUUCUUGAAAGCCGUCAUGGCGAGGUUGACGCCAGAAGAGGACCCGGAUCUAUACACGAGAGUGGGUGUGGAUGCUCCGAAGCAAGGGGUUUUCAGAGGGGUUUAUACACCAGGAAGUAUUGUCAAAUUGUGGCACGAGGAGGCCUUGCGGGCCGAAGAGGCUGUACAGGAUGGAGAAGAGACGGGUGGUGGCUGGAGGAACGACAUUUUCGAUACACCUGUUAUGUGA
This is a messenger RNA of Fonsecaea erecta, 2232 nucleotides long. RefSeq lists its product as hypothetical. Gene Ontology annotation, molecular function: lipid binding. NCBI's taxonomy places the organism in Eukaryota, Fungi, Ascomycota, Eurotiomycetes, Chaetothyriales, Herpotrichiellaceae. The transcript has a single exon. Bases 1 to 2232 code for a protein of 743 amino acids. The record is from RefSeq and is a predicted model, not a curated record.